ACCAGUUUUAUAUAAUGUCAUCUCGGGACGUCUACCGAGAGCGGCGAAUUGACAUUUCUAAAAAUUAAAAUAAAUUCAAUAAUUAUUUAUCUCUCUUGGUUUACAAAUAUUACUUAUCGUGCAUUAAAGUGUUCUUUCUUCACAAUAUUAUUAUAACUGAUUCAUCUGAAAAUAGUGUCGUGUUAAAAUGGAUGACAAGUUUGAAACACUGAAAUUAAAUUAUAAAAUACAUAAAUAUUCUAGUUUUUCCGCCCACUACGUUCCUGAGAACAUCUUGGUGAAUAAUCCUUCAGACCAGCUAUCUAGAUGGUUUACAGACAGUUCUACAUCAUCGCAAUUUAUUGUUUUAAAACUUGAAUCACCCUCAAUCGUAGAAACCAUAAAAUUUGGCAAAUAUAUUAAGCCUCAUGUGAGUGAUUUGAAAAAGUUUCAAGUUUAUGGUGGAACCGAUGAAAGCAACUUAUCUUUAUUAUUGACGGGGGGGUUAAGGAAAGAUAAUGUAGCAGAAAUCUUCCGAUUGCGACAUAGGACAACUGAAGGCUUGUAUCUACCUGUAAAAUACAUAAAAAUAGUGCCAUUACAAUCGUGGGGGCCAGUUUCAAACUACACGAUCUGGUAUGUGGAACUUGAGGGAAAGAAACAGCCAGAACUUAUAAGCAAUGUGAUGGAAACUAUUAACAUGCGUAAAGAAGAAGAAGCGGUCCGCAUACUCUUGAAGCACCUCCGACGUCGAAGGUACAAAGACGCGUUUGAAGCGUUGUCCCGUGAGAGUGGAGUACAACUGGAAGGUCAUAUGCAAGCACGACUAUGGAAUGCACUCGUCGAGAAUGGAGAUUAUAAACUGGCUGAGAGCAUAUUUGAAGAAUCAGCACGAGAUGGGGAGCUCGACUGGUACAUGUCAUGGCAACCCUACACCCCGGAAUGGCGAAAGCUUUGCGGUUGUUCUAGACAAGUAGAAGAACGGCUGUGUUGCGGUGACGCUGCUCCAGAGGUACAUUCGCGACCUCACGAUCUGUCUUGUGUCGACAGGGACCCUCGGCCCGAGGGUGCGGAUGUGGCAUUUAAUGGAAACGAGGCGAUCGAAAACGGCUUCAUACCUUGUGGGGCCGGGACCGCGUGCACCGACCGGCCCGGGCCUCGCGGCGGACACCAGCUGGUGGUCGACCCCAACACUGGUACGCUGUACCUCUUCGGCGGUUGGAACGGGACGGAAGACCUGGACGACCUGUGGAGUUUCGACACGAUCACGGAACGGUGGGGUCUCCUCUGCAGGCACAGCGGCAAGCUCGGAGGCCCGUCGCCUCGCUCCUGCCACAAAAUGGUCUUCGACCCUAUCAACGAGAAGCUUUACACCAUCGGAAGGUAUCUGGACAACGCUCAGCGGACGCCGGCCAAUUUGAACAGCGACCUGUACGUGUACUCCGUGCGGUCGGCCGAGUGGUCCCUGGUGAUGAGCGACACGGCGGCCACGGGUGGACCCAGGCUGGUCUUCGACCAUCAGAUGUGCAUGGACCCCGACACCAGCACCAUCUACGUGUUCGGGGGACGAGUGCUGCCGGCUAACACCGAGGAAACGGCGAGUCCGCAGUACUCGGGCCUCUACGCGUACUACAUCCGGACCUGCACGUGGCACCAACUCCUGCCCGACGACCACGACCUUCCGGCUCCGCAGCCGCGAGUCUCCCACUCCAUGCUCUUCCAUCCGAUCCAGCGCCGCCUGUACAUUUUCGCCGGGCAGCGCAACAAGGAGCAGCUGCUGGACGCCUGGUGGUACGAGGCGGGGUCGGGUCGGUGCGGGGCGCUGUGCCUGGGCUCCUGCGCCCCUCCGGCCGCCGGCUUCACGCAGAGGGCCACCGUCGACCCCGACACCGACGAGAUCUUCGUGCUCUCGGGCAUGAGCAAAGAAAAAGACCGUCGGGUGUACAACACCCUGUGGGUGCUGUCUCUGAAGAGGCUCACGUGGAGUUGCGUCUACCGGAACGAAGCGGUCACGCCCGUGGAACCCAGGCCGCGCUUCGCUCAUCAGCUGGUCUACGACCCGGUCAGGAAGAUCCACUAUCUAUUCGGGGGCAACCCCGGCACGACCGGAAAUCCCCGACUGCGCUUGGACGAUCUCUGGGCGUUGCGAUUGACGCGUCCCGCCCUGUCCCGCGUCGUGGGUUGCGCGCGCGCAGCCCUCCGCGAACUCUGCUAUCGGGAGCUCGCGGCGGACCCGGCCGCCGCCCCCGAGGCCUUGGACUAUUUGAGACACGAGCUCAGUGACGUCAUCGACCAUAGCGAUCCCGACCAGGUGGCGAAGUUCCAGCGCCUGGCGACUGCGCUGUUCGCGGGCCGGAGGCGCGACGAGUGCGCGGCCGUCGGCCUGUCUCCGCGACGCGUCCGGGCGCUCGCUCGCCGCCGAGCCGCCGUCUGCGCCCCCGCGGACCUCGCGAGGGCUUUGGCCGCGGUGUUGGGCGUGGACGACGCCGUCCCCGAAGCGACGCAACCGUUCGAAGAGGCGACUCUCCCGGACGUGGACACGUGGGACGUCGGACGGGACGACGAGGAACCGGUCCCGGCGAGCGGUCCCGGCGGGGCGUGGGACGAAAGAGCGGCCCGAAUCGGGCUGUACGAGCGGCUGGCCGCCUACUUCCGUCCCAGCACCGUGCCCCCGGCCGCCGACAUCAUGGAUCUCGUCGCUUUAUAGAUAAGAAAUAGUUCCAGCAACAUCCAAAGCAUCACACCCUUUUACAUGACAACAUUUCUUCAACUGAUCAAUGUCCACCUAUGAACAAUAUUUGAUAAUUUUUAUCCGUUAUUUAAGUUAUUUCUCAAGAUGCCGGUUAUUUUGGUUAAUAAUUUAUAUUUAAGGAAUUCACUACACAAACAGAUGAAAAGGCGACGUACUCGUUCUUUGCGGUCAAUGAAAAUCAGUCUUUAGCGUCGAGUUAAAUAUAAAAAAUUAUAACUUUUCGCUUAUAGAUCUUUAGCUCAUAUUAUAUUUAUUAUUAUUAUAUUUUCAUUCAGAAGAUUUUCUUCCCAGCGUUGACGCACUAGAUGAGAUAAUCUCCGAAAUACAUAUUCCGGUUUCUCGCUCUUUAAAACCGCAAACGUAUCUAUAAAAAGUGACGAAAAAGGUACCGCCUCCUUUCCCGUGUUUAAGUUUGUUCCUAGAUUAGUCCGUAAUGUAGAUUUAACGAAGCAUUUGUAAAUAGGUUUAAUGUGCAUUUAACAGUUUAUUAAUAGUUUCUCUGUUGUGAAAAAUAAAUAGUUUUAAGGUAUUUAGUUGGUGCAAUAGAGUUGUAGGAGACGCUUGGGUGAAUACGUAAAUUCUGUAAAUGGUAAAUACGUACCGAUCUAGCAGAGGGCUCGAACUGUAACUUUUAUGAGGCUACACUUUUCUUGACGCUCAAAUAAAAAUUGGUUGUAAUUGCGCCGCUAGAAUUUAAUUGAAACGAUUACUAUUGGGUAAUCUGGGCAUAUUUGUUUAGUGACCGUCUCCCCGUCAACUUACAAACGAUAUUAAUCUCGCAAAAAGCCAUCGGGUAAGUUUAAUGUGCGAUUCGUUGCGCCGAGUGGAGGCGUAUUCACUGAACAUUUUGGUAAUCACAAACUGUGAUAGGAAGAUAGUCAUACGAGUAUUUCAUGUUUAAGCGCUUCGAAGAAUUAAGUUUUCUUUUGUAAAUGUUUUUACUGUUAUUAUUUCAACGAGGCUUAUGCUUUCAUUUAUAAUGAAUAAAUGUAUUUGUGGUAUAAAAUUAAA
Messenger RNA from Pieris napi, 3742 nucleotides. It is a transcript of the gene muskelin, whose product is annotated as muskelin. Lineage: Eukaryota; Metazoa; Arthropoda; Insecta; Lepidoptera; Pieridae. Gene Ontology annotation, molecular function: protein binding. The record is from RefSeq and is a predicted model, not a curated record. Gene Ontology annotation, cellular component: cytoplasm. Bases 188 to 2686 code for a protein of 832 amino acids. The transcript is spliced from 15 exons.